AUGCAACGUCUUCAAUCAGGCAUGGAGUCACUUUCUGUGACGGACAUGCCUCGUUUACCGCAUCAGCCGAAUCAGCACAAUCUGUUCAAUGAAAGUGACGAUGAUGACGACCGGCCUCUUUCGUUUGGAUAUGGUUCCCCUCUGCCUCAUCAGGGUUCAUCUUCCACCUCGAGCCAAGAUAAACCUGUUUUCGUACGUAACGUGGCCGCUCCUACCAACAAGGCUCGGCCUUCGCGAUUUGUCAAACCUGGUUAUCUCGCUGCGGCUCAAGGCCCGGGCCCGCAAUUACCUCCGGAUAUGCAGCCCGUCCAGAAGAUGUAUGACUUGUACUGCCAAAAAUUAUACCUCGAAGGAUACCUGAUGAAGAUGAAAGCCGCGGUGGGUCAGGAGUCUGUAGUGGAGAAUCCAAACUGGGCCAUGUGCUACGCUGAAUUGUGCGGCUCGGUGCUCUCGUUGUGGAAUGCUCAGGAAGAUGGCGAUAACGUAAUGCCGCAAUACAUUAACAUUAUUGAGGCACAAAUCGACCAGAUCGACCAAGAUACAUUUGGCAUCCAUUCCGCAGGCACAGCUCGUUACUUGUUCCGGGUGCCACUGCAAGAUGCAGCAACGGUGAUGCCUAUCACGACCGAAACUUGGAUCUCCUCUUUGCGCACUUCUUGUUUUGAGUGCUCGUGCGUGUGCGAAAUGUAUACCAAGAAAUUCAUCGUCCGAUCUGAUUAUCGGGAUAUAAUGGCCAAAACGAGUGCUAAAAUGGAAGGUUUUGUCCACGUGCGAAUGCCGGAUACCAAGGAAUGGCGAAAGUAUUGGGCGGUGGUUUCCGAUCGUCGCGAUGAGAAAAAGUUGUUUGGCAAAAAAUCGGUACCUGCUGAAGGCCAGUUGAUGCUGUUUGAAUCCAAAAAGGCCAAAACGCCUGUCAUGACAAUGGUUAAUGUAACACAAGCUUAUAUGGUGUAUCCCGAAACAGCGCAACUUAUUGAUAUGGCAACCAUGCUUAAAGUUCAGGCAAGUUUGCAGAAUUCAGAACAUCAAGUCAUCAAGCCUACCACUUGGGCCUUGAUCAUGGUGCCAUCCACCAAGGAACUGGUUCAAUGGAUUGUUAGCACUUUCGAUGCAUUCAAGCUAUAUGGCCGACCCAACGCCUUGGAAGAGGACGUGCAUGAUAUUGGUUUGCUGAAUCUUGGCGGACAUCCAACACACAUGGUAGAGGAGCAACAACGUAUGCCGAUGGCAGCCGUGAAUUCUCGUCAAGCCCAUCCAGGGCUUGAUUUUUCAGGCGCAGCAGGUCAUCAGCGUCAUUAUUCAGCGGGACCCACCACCGAUCCUUUGCAAGAAAGACGGCCAGUCAGAAUGUCCGCCAUGCCGCGGUCACAAUCUCACGCAGGAAAGAUGGUUUACGCGAGCGACGACAGCGAAGACGAAGACGAAGAUGACGGUCACAGCGACGAUGAAGCUGAGAGUGACAAUGGAUCGCUUUUCAACGCAAAACAGCAGCAGGCAAAGGGUGUCCCUACAAAAGUCGGCACCAAAGAGGGCAACAAUCAUCCCACCACCACCACUACUGCGAAUCAGAGCAACCACGACGAAUCCAGCAGCAAAGACGAUGCAUCCCAAGAAGAAUCCGCGACACCCAAGCCUGCUACGGGUUCCCAGCCCCGACCGCGUAAAGUGGUUCGACCACGUGCCAGCGUCUAUGGAUCGGACAGCGAUGAUUCAGAAGAUGAAGACAUUCAUCACAGGUGCGACGGUGAUUACUGCAGCGAUGAAGACAGCGAGGGACAACCAGGACAUCAACAACCAUUGGGAAACCAUUAUACAGCCGACCAUGCAUCGGGCAUGUACGAUGGGGAGUAUCCAUAUCAGCAGCAGUAUCCAAUGUGGGAUCCAUCAAUGCAUCCUGAUAUGAUGCACUCUGACAUGAUGCAAUAUGGCGAAGCGUCACAGCAUGGGAUGUAUCCUGCUUAUCAUCAGCCGAUGAUGGAAACCGAAGAUGGACCUGUAAUUCCCCAACUUGGCGAUCGUUUUGCGAAUCCCAACAGUUUACUAGAUACGUACCGAGCAGAGCAACCUUCGGCUAGGGAUCAGCAGGAAUAUGCACGAGCGACUGGCCAACCGCUGAUCCAAAUACCGAACCGACCACCAGAGCCGAGAGCAGGACUUGUUGGCAUGAUUUCGCAAAUAGAACACGAGAAAAAGGAACAAAACUCCAACAAGGGACGACUAUUAGAAAUGGAAAAGGAACGAUUACUCGAACGAGAACGCGAACGAUAUCUCAUGGAACAACGACAGCAAAUGAUGCAAAAAACCAUGCCAUCACAAUCUCCAUCACAAGUUUCUCUUCAGCCUCCCACUCAGACGCCCUCGAUGAGUAUAGGCAUGAACAACAGUAUGGGAAUGAGCAGCAGUAUGAGUCUGAAUAUGGGCAUGAAUCUUGGUGUUCCCAUGAUGGAUCCGCGCAUGUCCAUGAUGCCCGGAAUGGGAAUGCCCAUGAUGGAUCCCCGCAUGUCCAUGAUGCAUACCCCGAUGAUGGACCCACGAAUGUCCAUGAUGCCUGGUAUGGGUAUGCCAAUGAUGGAUCCUCGCAUGUCCAUGAUGCCUGGAAUGGGUAUGCCCAUGAUGGAUCCCCGCAUGACCAUGAUGCAAGCCGCCAUGAUGCAAGGUUAUCCAAUGCUUCAAAAUCCUUACUAUGGUAUGCAAGGAACCAUGCCAACCAAUAAUCAAGACGACGAUGACGAAGACGACGAUGUGCCGCUAGGUAGCAAGGCACCCAACAAUAAUACCAGUGAAGGACACUCUCCCCUCCCUUCUCACCGUAACCAUCAAUCAUAA
Molecule: messenger RNA, 2826 nt
Organism: Radiomyces spectabilis
Lineage: Eukaryota; Fungi; Mucoromycota; Mucoromycetes; Mucorales; Radiomycetaceae
Exons: 2
Coding region: 1-2826 (941 amino acids)
Source: RefSeq, a predicted model, not a curated record